Molecule: messenger RNA, 1472 nt
Organism: Tarenaya hassleriana
Lineage: Eukaryota; Viridiplantae; Streptophyta; Magnoliopsida; Brassicales; Cleomaceae
Product: UDP-D-apiose/UDP-D-xylose synthase 2-like
Exons: 9
Coding region: 113-1285 (390 amino acids)
Molecular function (GO): carboxy-lyase activity
Source: RefSeq, a predicted model, not a curated record
CAUUUCCCGAUCCAGUAAUAUCUCUGUCACCUCACUGUUCCUCCAUCUCCGGCGAAACCAGGAAGCUUUAGUUCUCUGAUCACAUCACCGGAAAAAGGAAAGCCGCCGGAAAAUGGCUGCCAACGCUGGAAGACUGGAUCUAGACGGGAGGCCGAUAAAGCCGAUGACGAUUUGCAUGAUUGGAGCCGGUGGAUUCAUUGGCUCUCACCUCUGCGAGAAGCUCAUGUCGGAGACCCCGCACACUGUGCUUGCUCUAGACGUGUACAGCGACAAGAUCAAGCACCUGCUCGAGCCUGAUUCUCUCCCCUGGGCCGGUCGGAUCCAGUUCCAUCGCCUCAAUAUCAAGCACGAUUCUCGCCUGGAGGGUCUCAUCAAGAUGGCGGAUCUGACUAUUAAUCUUGCGGCAAUAUGCACUCCUGCGGAUUACAAUACUCGUCCGCUUGAUACGAUCUACAGCAAUUUUAUUGAUGCGCUCCCUGUGGUGAAGUACUGUUCGGAAAACAACAAGCGUCUAAUCCAUUUCUCAACUUGCGAAGUGUAUGGGAAAACUAUAGGGAGCUUUCUUCCCAAGGAUAGCCCUCUCCGUCAGGAUCCUGCUUAUUAUGUUCUGAAAGAGGAUACUUCCCCAUGCAUUUUUGGUUCUAUUGAGAAACAGAGGUGGUCAUAUGCUUGUGCAAAGCAACUUAUCGAGAGGCUUAUUUACGCUGAGGGCGCUGAGAAUGGACUUCAGUUCACCAUUGUGAGACCUUUCAACUGGAUUGGACCGAGGAUGGAUUUCAUUCCCGGUAUUGAUGGUCCAAGCGAAGGUGUCCCAAGAGUUCUGGCCUGUUUCAGUAAUAAUCUUCUGCGGCGUGAGCCCCUUAAGCUUGUGGACGGUGGACAAUCACAGAGAACUUUUAUCUACAUCAAGGAUGCCAUUGAAGCUGUUUUGCUGAUGAUUGAAAACCCGGACCGAGCAAACGGGUAUAUUUUUAACGUGGGGAACCCAAACAAUGAAGUGACAGUGAGACAACUUGCUGAGAUGAUGACAGAGGUCUAUUCCAAAGUUAGCGGAGAGGCCUCGAUAGAGAGCCCGACGGUAGAUGUCAGCUCCAAAGAAUUUUACGGUGAAGGGUAUGAUGACAGCGACAAGAGAAUUCCUGAUAUGACCAUUAUUAACCGUCAACUCGGAUGGAACCCAAAGACAUCUCUAUGGGACUUGCUCGAGUCGACACUGACCUACCAACAUCGUACUUACUCCGACGCCAUCAAGAAGGCCAUGUCUCUCCCCGUUUCAUCCGUCUAGUCCGACAUUAUAUAUAUAUAUAUAUAUAUAUCGAUUCUUUUCAGACAUUUCCCCACAUCUUAUACUUUACGCACUCUUAUCUUAUCGCCCAUUUUAUGGUCGUGUUAUUAAUAUUUACUGGGAGAAGUUUGUGUUGUAUUGAUUACUUUGCCUUACCCCUCUUACAUUAACGUCUUAUUAGUUAUUA